AUGGGCGCGGACAUCAAGAAAGUUGUAGCUUUUACGGCCGACAAGUCGGAGCUGGAGGUGCGGCCCCGCGGUGAGGACAACGGCCACGUGUUCACCUGUGACGCUGACAACGGCCUCGGUACCGCUGUGGCUGCCAACGUCACCCUCAGCGUAUUGCGAGGAGACAAGAACAAGGGACCAAAAACAAAGAAUCAAGAACAAGGGACCCAAGAAGAGAGACAAGAACAAGGGGCCAAGAAACAAGGAGACAAGAACAUUAACAAGGGACAAAACAAGGAGACAAGAAGACAAGGACAAGACAAGAACAAGGGACCAAGAAGAAGAGACAAGAACAAGGGACUAAAAACAAGGAAUCAAGAACAAGGGACCAAGAACAAAGAAUCAAGAGCAAGGGACCAAGAACAAGGGACAAGAACAAGGGACCAAGAACAAGGACAAGAACAAGGAAUCAAGAACAAGGACCAAGAACAAGAACAAGAGCAAGGGGCCAAGAACAAGGGAACAAGAACAAGGAAUCAAGAACAAGGGGCCAAGAACAAGGGACAGUGGAAACGCACGCGUUGA
This is a messenger RNA of Penaeus vannamei (Pacific white shrimp), 564 nucleotides long. NCBI's taxonomy places the organism in Eukaryota, Metazoa, Arthropoda, Malacostraca, Decapoda, Penaeidae. The record is from RefSeq and is a predicted model, not a curated record.